AUGGCUUUCACCAAGAUGAACCGACUCCAUUGGCAUAUCACAGACGCUCAAUCGUGGCCACUCGUCAUUCCAACUUUACCAGAGCUGUCCGACGCAGGUGCUUACGCUCCAGGACUGGUGUACUCGCCGGGUGAUCUCGCUGACGUUCUACAGUAUGGCAAGACUCUCGGCGUAGAGACAGCUAUAGAGAUUGACAUGCCUGGCCAUACGUCGUCGAUCUGGUUUUCCCAUCCAGAACUGAUCACAGCAUUCAACACACAGCCAUAUGAAACAAACUGUGCCGAGCCACCAUGUGGGUCAUUGAAGCUGAAUAGCACGGAAGUAUACUCUUUCCUCGACACCAUGCUCGAUGACCUUUUACCUCGUGUCGGACAGUAUUCUCCUUAUUUCCAUAGUGGUGGCGACGAAGUCAACGUGAAUGCUUAUCUGUUAGAUGAGACUGUGCAGUCAAACGACACGGCGGUUUUGCAACCACUCAUGCAAAGGUUUAUCGAUCAUGUCCAUGGAAAGAUCCGUGAGUAUGGACUCACACCUCUUGUGUGGGAGGAGAUGCUGUUAACGUGGAACUUGUCGAUGGGCCACGAUGUGCUCGUGAACUGCUGGCUAUCUGACGAGUCAGUCGUAGAAACUGUUGAAAAAGGACACAAAGCGAUCGUAGGCAACUACAACAAUUGGGUCAAUGGUUGA
Lithohypha guttulata is the source of this 687-nucleotide messenger RNA. Its product is annotated as Glucosamine-6-phosphate isomerase (Glucosamine-6-phosphate deaminase) (GNPDA) (GlcN6P deaminase). NCBI's taxonomy places the organism in Eukaryota, Fungi, Ascomycota, Eurotiomycetes, Chaetothyriales, Trichomeriaceae. Gene Ontology annotation, molecular function: beta-N-acetylglucosaminidase activity. The coding region runs from base 1 to 687 and encodes 228 amino acids. Gene Ontology annotation, cellular component: membrane. The record is from RefSeq and is a predicted model, not a curated record. Gene Ontology annotation, biological process: glycosaminoglycan metabolic process; carbohydrate metabolic process. The transcript has 2 exons.